AGCCAGAAGGGUUAUAGAGAAUGCCUUUGGCAUCUUAGCAGCAAGGUUUCGUGUAUUUCGACUACCAAUCCAUGCAAAGGUUGAAACAACUGAAUCAAUUACAAAGGCAUGUGUGGCACUACAUAACUUUUUUAUGAUUGGGAGGCAGUAUGGCACAGAGCAUUAUUGCCCUGCUGGAUUUGCUGACCAUGAAAUUGAUGGUAAAAAACUUGAUGGGGAAUGGCGAAGUAUUGUUCAUGGUGAUACAAGUUUUGCCCCAGUUAAGAAUGUUGGCUCAAAUAACUAUGGCAAGAAAGCAAAAGAUGUGCGUGAUAGUUUUGCAACACACUUCUGCACACCUGUUGGUGAAGUUCCUUGGCAAUGGCAAAUGUAUGCAGAUGAAAUACAUAUACAUAAAGGCCAUUCAGUGAAAUUUAGUUUUGGCAGCAAAAAUAUAUUUUAUACAACAAAUUUGUUCUCUUUUUUUUCAUUUUUGCUUCCCCCAUGA
Messenger RNA from Paramuricea clavata, 487 nucleotides. Lineage: Eukaryota; Metazoa; Cnidaria; Anthozoa; Malacalcyonacea; Plexauridae. The record is from the annotation of a GenBank genome assembly.